AUGAACCUAAAAUCAAACUUAAAGGAUCAAAAGAAAAUCCUCUUUGAAAAGGAACAACUCUUAGAAGAAAUUAAAAUUUCGUAUCAAGAAGCCAAGCGAUCUAUUGAAAAGAAAGAAACAGAAAUUAUGAACUUGCGUCUCGAAAUUGAGCAACUCAAGAGUGGACAAGAGUCACUCAAAUCCAAAUGUUCUCAAUAUGGAAAAUCCAACUCUGAACUGGACGAACUUGUUGAGGACUUGAGAAAGAAGAUCAAACAAACUGAAGAUAAAUGGGAAGCCAAGGUAUCAGAAACUAAGGAAAAUCAUCACAAACAAUUGUUAGAAAUCAAGUCAAGAUAUGAAAUGGACAAGACAAGCCAUAUUUCAGAACUUGAAGGAAAGCUUGAACAAAAAGAAAUGGAAAUUGAAGACUUGCAAACACAAAUUUCACGCAUGAACAAACAGAAAGAUGAAAAGAUUGUUGACAGAGAUCUUGAAAAUGAUCGUCUUUUAAAGCAACUUGAAGAAGUUAAAGAAAAACUGAGGACCAAAGAGCGUGACCUCUCGGACAUUACAAAGAAUUACAAGAAGAUUGAAAAGGAAUAUUUAAUGAUCAUGCAAGAUUUACAAGAAAGCCGAGAAAGUAUUACACAAAGUAUUCAAGAAAAAGAAAGAGAAUUGCAAGAGAAGAGUAGAUCGAAAUUGUCAGAGUUAAAUUCGAGCUAUGCAUCGUUGCAAAACAAACUUAAUCUUACUCAAAAUGAACUUGACUCAAUAACCAUGGACUUUGAACAAAAAACUCAAGAGUAUGAGCAAACCAUUCUCGAUCUUCAAGGAAAGUUGGCCAAAGAGCGAAAAGAGAGGAGUAUGCUGGCCAGCAACAAGUCCAUCAUUGAUCAAAAGGAUAAACAAAUUGAAGAAUUACAAAACGAGAAGAUGCAACUGGCUAAAGGUUUGAAAUUCUUAAACGAUAACGUUUAUGUUUUACGGGAUGAGUUGAGACGAUUGAAGAAACAAGUUCUCUUGUAUCAAACUAGUAUGAAAAAGGAAGUUGAACGGGGAGUCACACAAAUGGAAGAUCAAAUUGAGCUCUUUGUCGCUAAAAAAGAAGAAGAACAUCAAACACAAAUUGAUUAUUUCAACAGAUCUCUCGAAAUUUACAAGGAACGCACAGCCAAGUUAGAGAAUGAGAAGAAACGUAGCUUGCAAAACAUGUCAGCACAUCUCGAUUUGGUACAACAUCUUGGUAGAUCUGUGGAACAGGAAGAAGAUAGUUCUAUUUUAUCAGGCAUUCCAAUUACGGAUGACGAUGACGAAAUUUAA
Naegleria lovaniensis is the source of this 1302-nucleotide messenger RNA. RefSeq lists its product as uncharacterized. NCBI's taxonomy places the organism in Eukaryota, Heterolobosea, Eutetramitea, Acrasida, Naegleriidae. The transcript has a single exon. The record is from RefSeq and is a predicted model, not a curated record. The coding region runs from base 1 to 1302 and encodes 433 amino acids.